UUAAUUUUAGAACAGAAGUUUGUUUUGAGUUAAUGUAACCCAAAAUGUUUUUGUUUUGUAAGACUGUAAACGUGUCACAUUCUCUGACACAUUGCACAAUCUUUCCAGUUUUCUCUUCACAAGUUUUAUCUCUGUUUAUCAAAAGUUCGCUCUUGGUUUUAUAGCAUUUGUUUUGGAACUCAUUGUCAUGGUGGUUCUGCAAAUUCAUCAGUUCAAUGGGUUCGUUAGUUCCGUAUCAAGGGCUCAGACAAACCAAGGAAGAAGGAGAGCUUCGACGACAGUGUGCGUUCAAACACAAUUGGCUCCCUCUCUUACACAGAAGAUAAUGGAGAGUAUUUCAGUUGGUGGAGAAGCUGGAGGUGCUGGUGGUGCUUACUCUUAUAAUGCCUUGAAGAGACUUGACAAUAUUUGGUCCAACAUAUGUACUCAACCAACAGGACCACAAGAAACUCAGCAAAUUGUUUCUAGGGUAUCUGGUUUUUCUCAAGAUUAUAGUAUGGGGAAUAAUCUCGUUGGAACCUUUGACAUAGUGGUUUGUGGGGGUACUUUGGGGAUUUUUCUAGCCACGGCUCUAUGUGCCAAGGGUUUAAGAGUCGCUGUGGUGGAGAGAAAUGCAAUCAAAGGGAGAGAUCAAGAAUGGAAUAUCUCAAGAAAAGAGAUGAAAGAACUGACUGAAGUCAGAGUUUUAACCGAAGAUGAGAUCGAAGAAGUAAUUGCUGCAAAGUUCAAUCCGAACAGAUGUGGAUUUGAGAAUCUUGGUGAUAUAUGGGUUGAAGAUAUUCUUAACCUCGGCGUUUCCCCAGCCAAACUUGUGGAAACUGUAAAACAACGUUUCAUUUCUCUUGGUGGAGUCAUUUUAGAAGACUCCAGCCUCUCGAGCAUCGUCAUCUACAAUGAUUUAGCUGUUAUGCAACUUUCUAAAGGUGACACAUUAUCUUCCCGUCUCGUUAUUGAUGCCAUGGGAAACUUUUCUCCUAUUCUGAAGCAGAUCAAACGUGGUAGAAAGCCAGAUGGAAUGUGCCUUGUUGUUGGAUCUUGUGCUCAUGGGUUUAAAGAGAACUCAUCAAGCGACGUUAUAUAUAGCAGUUCAUCGGUGACCAGAGUUGCAGAUUCCAAUGUACAACUCUUUUGGGAGGCUUUCCCGGCUGGCUCUGGUCCAUUAGACCGCACUACUUACAUGUUCACUUACACUGAACCGCAAUCAACAUCUCCGAGUUUAGAGGAUUUACUCGAAGAAUACUGGAAACUGAUGCCAAAAUACCAAGGAGUCUCUCUUGAUGAAUUGGAAAUACUGAGAGUUGUAUACGGAAUCUUUCCUACAUACCGAAAUAGUUUCGUACAAUAAUACUGCUGCAUUCUGACAUAUCUAACCCUGUUGGAUUGGACUUGUCACCAGUCCGUUGCCAGCUGCAUUUGAUCGUGUUCUACAGUUUGGUGAUGCUAGCGGUAUUCAAUCACCUGUUUCAUUUGGGGGUUUUGGAAGUUUGACCAGACACCUUGGAAGAUUGUCCAAUGGAAUCUAUGACGCAAUAGAUGGAGAUCUUCUGGACUCUGACAGCUUAUCAAAGCUAAAUCCUUAUAUGCCAAACUUGAGCGCAUCAUGGCUGUUUCAAAGAGCAAUGUCUGCAAAGCAACAGCUCGAUGUUUCCCGUGGCUUCACCAAUGAGCUUCUCCAUGUAAAUUUCAGUUGCAUGCAGAGAUUGGGCGAUCCAGUUCUCAGACCAUUUCUUCAGGAUAUAAUACAGUUUGGUCCUCUAGCAAAGACAUUAGGCCUUGUCAUGCUGACCAAACCUCAGAUAAUUCCGUCAAUAUUCAGACAGGUUGGGAUACCUGUUCUGCUUGAUUGGUCUGUUCAUUUUUUCAUGCUGGGCUUGUAUACGCUCCUCUCGGCAUACAUCGAUCCAUUGCUAAGGCCGUCUUUGGAAGGACUUCCCUCAAAGACGAGGUUCGAGUGGAAGAGAUGUCUCGAGGCCUGGAAAUAUGGAGCUGGCCUCGAUUAUGAGUUGUGAUUCUGUUCGUAUUUCUGAAGAAUGGUACCCUCAUCGUCACUGGCUUUUUGAAAGAAUAAAAGUUCAUCAGAUAUCAACAUCUAGUACUUCAUAAGCUUCAUAAAUGUCUGGCUCAUAUACACAGAAUCAACAUCUCAAUCCUUAGAUUUGAUUCACAGGGUUCUAGAAAACUCCUUCAAUAUCAGUUUAUACACACCUACAUUCGAAAAGCUUUGUUCUAUGAACAGACAAAUUUAUAGUAAUUUAAUACACCAAAAGCGUCGAGCUUUGUUUUCUUU
Molecule: messenger RNA, 2287 nt
Organism: Arabidopsis thaliana (thale cress)
Lineage: Eukaryota; Viridiplantae; Streptophyta; Magnoliopsida; Brassicales; Brassicaceae
Product: Lycopene beta/epsilon cyclase protein
Exons: 17
Coding region: 188-1345 (385 amino acids)
Source: RefSeq, marked reviewed